AUGAUCGGCGAUGUGUGGGUCAUGGAGUGUGCGAUCUACGUCCUCGUCUCCUGCUUUGACUGGAACUACAGGUGCGGGAGGAAGGGCCGUCGUCGUCACCAUCGUCAGGAGGUGCUCUUCCAAUGUGUCGUCCUCGUUCCUCUCCAGUUUGUCUGGUGGAUGAAGUCAUAUGUGGUGGAGUCUCUCGGCCUUUCCAGUCCAAUACCUCUGCUGGUAGUGAAGUUGGCUGAGGAGUGGCUAUCCCCAGAAGGACAUCCUGAGUGA
Molecule: messenger RNA, 264 nt
Organism: Laccaria bicolor S238N-H82
Lineage: Eukaryota; Fungi; Basidiomycota; Agaricomycetes; Agaricales; Hydnangiaceae
Exons: 2
Coding region: 1-264 (87 amino acids)
Source: RefSeq, a predicted model, not a curated record